CUUUCACAACCUCGACUUGCUGACACGCACAUCUGUUGUAACACUCACUCACUCGUCACUCUCCCUUUCCCGACAAUGCCACGAUGAGCGAGUCGCAACAGCUCCUCCACGAGCACCCCGCCUCCGACACUGACUCCGAGCCCGACUCCAGCCCGCCGCGCCCUCCCUCAAACCUCUCUCCAUCGCCCGCCUCCUCACGGCCCUCGUCGACUUCCCCAGCACCUCCCAAUGGCGCCCCAAAGCGGGUAUCCUCGUUCGCGCAACCACGGCCAGAUGGCACGCCGCGCACGCCUAACCGUGUGCGCUUCCAGGAGGAUCCUGUGCGGCCACGCAUGAACGGGGAUGCGCACGGAGCUGAAUGGAUCGAGCUGGAGGGGGAUGACUACCUCGACGCGAACGGGUAUGGAGAUGCGAGGGGAGAAGAGGGGAGAGAACGAGUCCAGCGGCUGCCGUUGUUAACGGGGAUCGAGGCCCCGACCGUGACGCUUGCGGUUGAAGAGUUUGAUCCGGCGGACCACUUGGAGAGCGCGCGGCCGAGAAGUGGCAUGCUGAGCGGGUUCAUGAAUAUGGCAAACAGUAUAAUAGGUGCUGGGAUUAUCGGCCAGCCCUAUGCAUUCCGCAACGCUGGUCUCGUCACGGGCACCGUUCUGCUCAUAGGCCUCACUAUAACCGUUGACUGGACUAUCCGACUUAUCGUGAUCAACUCGAAGCUCAGUGGCGCGAAUUCGUUCCAGGCGACAGUGGAACAUUGCUUUGGAAAGUCCGGGCUAAUCGCCAUAUCCCUUGCGCAAUGGCUAUUUGCAUUCGGCGGCAUGGUAGCCUUCUGCGUCAUCAUCGGCGACACAAUCCCCCGCGUCCUUGACGCUCUUUUCCCCAAACUCGCAGACAUGUCUUUCCUAUGGCUUCUCACAAACCGACGGGCCAUAAUAAUUCUCCUUGUUCUCGGCAUAUCCUACCCCCUCUCCCUCUACCGAGACAUCGCAAAGCUCGCCAAAGCCAGUGGUCUCGCCCUAAUCAGCAUGUCCAUAAUCAUCGUAACCGUCGUAACCCAAGGUUUCCGCGUCCCCGCGUCCUCCCGCGGCCAACUCCGCGGCAGCAUCCUAAUCCAUUCAGGAAUCUUCGAAGCCAUCGGCGUAAUCUCCUUCGCCUUCGUCUGUCACCACAACAGUCUCCUCAUCUAUGGCUCCCUCCGCAAGCCCACCAUCGACCGCUUUAGCCGCGUAACCCACUACUCGACCUCUAUCUCUCUCGUUGCAUGUCUCGUCAUGGCGCUCUCAGGCUACUUGACCUUUGGUGACAAAACCGUCGGCAAUGUCCUCAACAAUUUCCCAAAAGACAAUAUAUUAGUCAAUAUCGCGCGCCUUUGUUUUGGUCUAAACAUGUUGACCACGCUCCCCCUCGAAGCUUUCGUCUGCAGAGAAGUCAUGAACAACUACUGGUUCCCCGAAGAGCCGUACCACCCAAACCGACAUCUCCUCUUCACCACUUCGCUUGUUUUCUCGGCUAUGUCUUUGAGUCUGCUGACGUGUGACUUGGGUAUUGUUUUUGAGUUGUUCGGCGCGACGUCGGCGUGUGCGCUGGCGUAUAUAUUACCGCCGUUGUGUUAUAUUAAGUUGGCGAAGAGGAGUUGGAGGACGUAUGUUGCCGCUGCAGUGGUGGCGUUUGGGUGCGCGGUUAUGACGAUCUCGGUAGUGAAGACGAUGGCGAAGUUCGGGAAUGGGGGUGGGAGUGCGCAAGGUCAGUGUGCUUGACAACACCCCAAAUUCCCCCUUGUUUAAACGGUUGGGCAAGACGCAGAUUUGCUGUGGAGACAAGGGACGCGCGGAACGCAGAAAGUAGUCAACUAGCCGACAAGAUGGGGGUUUUCGGGUUCUGGUUUGGAUUCAUGCAUGGCUCCGGCGCUUUUUCUACUCGUGCGCGAGGAUGUACUUGCAUUGGGUUGGUGGUUGGCGUUUUAGAUAUAUGUUUUAUUCUAGGGACGGGAAAUAGGCUUGAG
Messenger RNA from Lindgomyces ingoldianus, 1996 nucleotides. RefSeq lists its product as uncharacterized. Gene Ontology annotation, biological process: amino acid transmembrane transport. The record is from RefSeq and is a predicted model, not a curated record. Gene Ontology annotation, cellular component: endoplasmic reticulum. The transcript is spliced from 4 exons. Gene Ontology annotation, molecular function: amino acid transmembrane transporter activity. Lineage: Eukaryota; Fungi; Ascomycota; Dothideomycetes; Pleosporales; Lindgomycetaceae. Bases 84 to 1751 code for a protein of 555 amino acids.